AUGGGAACACGAAACGCCAUAGUCAUAACCUGCCAAGCGGCCGAGACUCCUGACGGCGGAAUCGAGCCCGUAGGCAUUUGCGUGAUUGAUUUCUUCACGGGCCGGAUAUUGCUGGAUUCGUUCAUCGCUCCGUCUUGCGAAAUAUCGGAUUGGAAGACGGACGUUCAUGGGGUGUCUGCGAGGACUAUCGAGACUGCUGUCAAGGGGAAUAAUUGUCUGCAGGGCUGGCGAGAGGCGAGGACGAGAUUGUUUGAGUAUGUCAAUGCGCGUACGAUUUUUGUAGGAUUUGGGAUUGAAAGGGAGCUGCGGAUGUUGAGGGUUCUACAUAAGGGGAUUGUCGAUGCACGGAUUUUGGCUAUGGAGGCUUUGUUUACGGUUGCUGAGAGGGCGAGGGGUGGGAUGAAAUGGGAGUGGGAGGUUGAUAGGGUUUGUAUGGGACUACUCGGGAUGGAAAUACGAGGGGGCGCAGUGAUGGGGAGGAGGGUGUGUGAUGAUGCUUAUGAGGAUGUGCUGGUGGUGAGGGAGAUUGUGUUGCGAUUUUUGCAGAGGCCGGGGGAUGUGGUGGCGUGGGUGAAGAGGGAGAGG
This is a messenger RNA of Trichoderma reesei QM6a, 585 nucleotides long. RefSeq lists its product as uncharacterized. The record is from RefSeq and is a predicted model, not a curated record. Gene Ontology annotation, biological process: ribosomal large subunit assembly; rRNA processing. The transcript has a single exon. The annotation marks the transcript as partial. Gene Ontology annotation, molecular function: exonuclease activity; nucleic acid binding. Gene Ontology annotation, cellular component: nucleus. NCBI's taxonomy places the organism in Eukaryota, Fungi, Ascomycota, Sordariomycetes, Hypocreales, Hypocreaceae.